Molecule: messenger RNA, 1329 nt
Organism: Laccaria bicolor S238N-H82
Lineage: Eukaryota; Fungi; Basidiomycota; Agaricomycetes; Agaricales; Hydnangiaceae
Exons: 14
Coding region: 1-1329 (442 amino acids)
Source: RefSeq, a predicted model, not a curated record
AUGUUUGCGUUCACUACCGCCAUAGGUCCAAACGUUGCCUUCUUCGCCGUGAACGCGGAAUUUCAGCAAGACGACGUACGCUUUUCAACGAUAUUCUCUCAUAUUACAGCCAAAGAACGCAACCUGGGGUCUCACUACCUCGUUCAAGAGGAGCCGAAGGGCAUCAAGGGGAGGCUAGUGGAUUUACGAAACCUUGGGGAUGGCUCUUACCGAGAUUCGGAUGCGAAGCUCCCUCGGCACAGGGAAUCACCCGUUUCGCGGAACGUCCGCGCUCGGGCCUACGUUUUGCAGAAUCCCUCAGGGAAAGGUCGACAUGAGCCUCGUCAUCUACAAUCGACGCUUGCCUUUCGAGAAAUGCCAACGCCAACGCGACUGAUCUUGUCGCGAAGCACAUUCUCCGUACUGCGCCGUGGAAGUUCGUCGUGUCACGUUCCAGAAACACGCCUAGUGGUUAGAUUUCAAUGCCUCGAAGGAACGGGAACGGAACAACCUCACAAUACGUUCUACCGGUUUGCUUUGAAAGUCUUGGCUCCUUCCUGGAUUUUCACCCAACACGACCCAACACGUACGCUCUUUUUCCUUGGGUUGGUGCUUCUGAUCAUUUUGGCCAGAACGAGUGCUGGCACCUGGAACAUCACUGCAACGACAUUCGCGGGCAUGAACCACGUCGACGCGCAUCUUCAUGACAACUUGGGAUUAUUGUCCUCCAGGUUGUGGAGACCGGAGGAGGAGCACACAUGGCUCCGCAGCUUGACACUACUUCCUUCAAAUGUGACCCGCUCCUCUCCCCUAGCCAACACCAUCAUAGCCCUGUACGGGUUCAAUGUCGCGUCUUCCUCGCUUUUCAUUUCAACGGACUCAAUCAACCAGCUACUACUGCUCAAGCGCUCGCAGUCAGUCUUCACCCAUGCCUGCCGUGUAAAGCGUGUUCCGAGCGCUAAGCCCCUCCCUUUCACCAAAACCACCAUGUCUGCCGCGAGGGGUAGCUCAACGGGAAGCCCCAGCGUUGAGAUUACAGAAAUCCGCGUUUCAUCCCAGCACAUCCUCAAAUCGGUCCAACUUUCGAUUGGAUCGUUCGAGCGGGAAUCACCUUGUCUCCUGAACGCAAAGAUUCACAACUUUGAGUUGUCAUCCCCCUGUCAACUUUCGCCUUCAGAGUCCCUCUAUCUGCAAGUCCGAUUCCGCGGAUUGUUUCGUGCUGCGUCGAAGAGCAAGAUACCUCUCGAUGAACUGCUAAGCAAGGUCGGCCCCCACUUCUCCGGAAAACAAGGCAAGUGCCUCCCUGCUGCAAUCGCUCCUGUCUUGCUGAUGCAGGACUUUCUACUCUAG